AUUUAAAAAGAAGCAAUCAGUGGUCAAUGCUUUAUAGAAAUAGUAAUAAUCUUAUAACACGAAAUAAUCACACAAAUAAUUAUUCUGAGGCAUCUAUUCGUAUUUUAAAAGAAAUUGUUUUGGAACGCACAAAAGCUUAUAAUAUAGUUGCACUUAUUGAAUUUAUUGCUAUAAUUUGGGAUAAAUAUUUUAUCAACCGCUUGUUAGAUUUUGCUUAUAACAGAAGAUCAAAAAGCCAUUUUGAAAUGCAGCUUACACGAAUGUCAACAGUAGAUAUAUGUACGGUAGUGCAAAUAGAUGAUAAUGUAUUUAAAGUGCCUAGUACUAAAGACAGUAAAAAAAUGUACGAGGUUAAUACUACAGUUGGUUGGUGUAGCUGCUAUAGUGGUCAACAAGGAGGAUUUUGCAAACACCAAGCUUUUCUGAAAAAAAAUUUUCCAAACUCAAAAGUAUUUCCAAAUUGUCCAGUAGUUAAUUGUAAUGAUCGCUAUAUUCUAGCUUUGCUUGCUCUUGGUGAUGAGUGUCCACCAAAAUCAUUUUUUGAUGAUGUCUAUGAACUAUCAACUCCUCAAACAUCUCUGAUGGAGAAAAAUAACUUAGUUGAACAAACUAUAACAGUUGUGUCAGAAAGUGAUCAAAAUAACUGUAGUGAAUCAAAAGACCAACAAUUACACUCACAUGUUACUUCAUCUAAUAAUGUACCUAGCCAGCAGUUGUUAAACGAACAAUUUUCGAAAAAGUGGACAGAAUUUUCAAACUCAAUAAAUAACCUUGGACUUGUUUUACAAAAAGAUGUUUCAGAAACAUCAUUAAAAUAUUUGACUAUUUUAACAAAAAAUAUACAAAGUAAAAUUACUCCAACUCAAGCUGUAGACUUUGUUAUUAAUAGUGCUUCUAGUUCUAAACGAGGAAGACGUAUUCGUGUUCAACCUACUUCAGUGGCUAAGAGAUGCGGAAACUACAAGGGUACGCAUCGAAUUAAUGCAGGAAGACCUCCUACAGAAAGUUACUGCACAGCUGGUAGACAUACAAUUACAAAAAAAAAAAUCAAGCAGCCUAAGCGUCUUCAUAAUUUAACGCAAUGUUUAAAUUUAAAUAUAAAUAAUGCCAAAUCUCACUAAUAAAACAAUUAUAAAAUCAUGUAU
Myzus persicae (green peach aphid) is the source of this 1145-nucleotide messenger RNA. RefSeq lists its product as uncharacterized. Lineage: Eukaryota; Metazoa; Arthropoda; Insecta; Hemiptera; Aphididae. Gene Ontology annotation, molecular function: zinc ion binding. The transcript is spliced from 3 exons. The coding region runs from base 27 to 1121 and encodes 364 amino acids. The record is from RefSeq and is a predicted model, not a curated record.